Molecule: messenger RNA, 7983 nt
Organism: Neopsephotus bourkii (Bourke's parrot)
Lineage: Eukaryota; Metazoa; Chordata; Aves; Psittaciformes; Psittacidae
Gene: RAP2B
Product: RAP2B, member of RAS oncogene family
Exons: 3
Coding region: 234-785 (183 amino acids)
Biological process (GO): Rap protein signal transduction; negative regulation of cell migration
Cellular component (GO): plasma membrane
Molecular function (GO): GTPase activity; GDP binding; GTP binding
Source: RefSeq, a predicted model, not a curated record
CGCGGCGCUGCCCAGCGACGGGGCUGGCCCGAAGCUGCUCCGUGAGGAGCGGCGGCUCUUUCCCCGCCCCGGCGGGCCCUGCACGGCGUCAGUGAGCGCCCGGCGGGGCGGUCGCGCCCCUCCCUCUCUUCUUCAUUCCCUCCCUCCCUCCUUCCCUUUCUCCGCCCGCCGUGAGGGCGGGAGGGAAGUGGCAGCCCCGAGCGGGAGACGAGGGAGGCGGCGCGCCGGGAGCCAUGCGGGAGUACAAGGUGGUGGUGCUGGGCUCGGGCGGCGUGGGCAAGUCCGCCCUUACCGUCCAGUUCGUGACGGGUUCCUUCAUCGAGAAGUAUGACCCCACCAUUGAGGACUUCUACCGCAAGGAGAUCGAGGUGGACUCCUCGCCGUCAGUGCUGGAGAUCCUGGACACGGCGGGCACUGAGCAGUUCGCCUCCAUGCGGGACCUCUACAUCAAGAACGGGCAGGGCUUCAUCCUGGUAUACAGUCUGGUGAACCAGCAAAGCUUCCAGGACAUCAAGCCCAUGCGGGACCAAAUCAUCCGAGUGAAGAGGUACGAGAGGGUGCCCAUGAUCCUGGUGGGCAACAAGGUGGACCUGGAGGGCGAGCGGGAGGUCUCGUUCGGGGAGGGCAAAGCCCUGGCCGAGGAGUGGAGCUGCCCCUUCAUGGAAACCUCGGCCAAAAACAAAGCCUCGGUGGACGAGCUCUUCGCGGAGAUCGUCAGGCAGAUGAACUACGCCUCGCAGCCCAACGGGGACGAGCAGUGCUGCUCCUCCUGCGCCAUCCUCUGAGGGCGGCGGCGGGCCGGGGCUCGGCGGGAGCGGAGCGGCAGCGGGAGCGGCCCCGCGGGCGGGCGCGCUGCCCUCGGCGGCCGCCGACACCGAAGGCACUCAAAACAUAAACAAAAAAACCCGAAAAAAAAUCGUGUUGGAAAUGUGGCUUUUUUCGGCAUGUACAUUUCGUCCAGUCCUGGUCGUGGCAUAUCUCCCGUCGGUGUCUCCGCGGCGUGCUGCCCCGCGCUGUGACACCGGGAGGUCGACGCCGGCGAGGAGCUGCCCCGGCCCGCGUGGGGAGCGGGACCAGUGCGGAUCCCCCUUUCCCUGCCCCGCCGGUGCGAGGAUCGCUAUGCAAAGUUGCAAAGUCGGGGAUUGUGCCGGGGCGCCUGGCCCGGGACGUUGCACGUCUGACCCGGGACGAACUCGCACCCUGCUGCAGCCCGGCGCGGGGUGCUGGGGAGCGCCUGCGACGAGCCGUGGGAUACCUUCCUAUUCUGUUUACCUGCUGUAUCGGAUGGGAGUUUGCAGGAGAGUGGUAGCGUGUUGGGUUUUCCCUGGGUUUUGUUUUGUUUUUUAAAAUCAGCUGUGAAAAUGUUACAACUCUGCACAAUUUUUUAGGUGUGCGUGUGUGUGUGAUUUCGUUUUCAUUUUAAUUUUUCUUUUGGUGGGUGGGAGCGGUGUUUUUUGUGUUUUUUCUUCCAAGGGUUUUUCUUUUUAGGUUGGCAAUAACUGAUUUUGAUGACUAGCUCUCUAAAGUGCAAAGACUUCCUAUAUGUGAUGCAGGGCCAACAGCAGCCCUGUGUCUGUAGAGUGCCUUCAAAACUCAGCUGUUCCAGCCGGUGCCAACCUGUGAAAGCUCCACAGAAUCCCAUUAUCUGCUACUUCAAAAACUACUUAACAGUUUCCUUGCAGUAAUCAUACCGAACAAACCAGGACAAAAGGGCCUAUUGUCAGUGGAAUUUAUUUCUUAUUUCCAUCUGAGCCUUUUAACUGUUAUUUCCAUGUCUUGCAAGUUCGGGCUUCAUUUACUUCAAAUUUACAAGAAUUUAGCCUUUUGGUUUUUUUUGGGGGGAGGAGGGCUUUUUUUUGUUUUCCUUCCCCCCCCCCCCCUUUGGUUUUGUUGUGGAAUGUACCUCCAGCCAGCAAAGAAGGAAAUCUUAUCAUUGUGAUGUACCAAGAAAAUUCUAACAACUGUCAUUUUAAUUCAAGACAUGCAUUCAAGAGAUGUCUAUCCAUUUUAAGAAUUUUAAUACAGAUGCUGUUUUUUAGAAAACAAAUUUGUGCGCUUUUAUGUAUUACAUGAAACACUAACUUUCACAUAGCCUGUUAAUCCUGGUUUAUAUCUUAAUAGAAGUGAAAGGGAGGGGGGCUCAAUUAGCUAAGGACGGUGUUUAAAAAGAAAAGACCACAAAAGACCACAAGAUUGCUAUUUUACAUAAUAUUACAGUUUUUCAUUUGUGUUUGUGUCCUGACCCUAUGUGAUGGCAGCAUAUGAAUGGAAAGCUGUAUUCAGUAGGCAGCUUUAGGAAGACAACAGAUUCUUCAUGUUUCCUAGUGUCUCCUCUUUCUCUACUGCCUGUGUUGUGACUGAAGAAUAAUGCAGAAAUGGGUAUUUGUGGCACACAGCAGCACAUAAAGUCCAGUUUUUCUCAGCCUAGCAGAGCAGCUGAAGCCAGCCUAGUAAAUACCAGGUUAUGCUAGGCUUUUCUGUAGAUACAUUCUAUUUCUUGCCAAAAAGUUGUGUUCAUUAAACAGUGAAGCAUUUAAGAAACCAUGGCAUGGGUCUAAUCAGAGUUUUGAAUGUAUUUAGGUGUUCAAUGUUCUCUAUGACUUGGUGAGGACAGUACAAAAAGUAAAGCUCAGUAGUCUGAUCUUCCAAAUACUCUGAAGUGUUUUGGUGCUUGUUAAACAUAGGCCUUGUCUAUAAAGUAGAAAAAAAGUAAUACUGCUUUAACUUGACCGAAUAAUGAAAGCUAUAUUAGCUUCUACACUUGAGGAAAAUGUUGUAUCAAUAUGAAGGUACUCUUUUAUUCCUUUUCCCUGUGGGAAUAUGUUAUAUCCGUGCCAAUACAAAGGUGGUAUAUAGCUCUUUUCAAAGUGAGAAUUGCAAAUAUUUAAUUGAUUUGUAAGAAAAAAUACAUUCCCAGGCAAAAUACUUCCUGACAGUGCAGAGAAUGUAUAAACAAGGCCUUAGUUUAAGGCUGGUCUUACGGCCGCAUUUUUUGCUGUACAUAAUGAUUGUAUUUUUUAAAAUCCAAGCUUGUUCUAUUGCAAGAAAGUGUGUCUUUGAAAUCCUAGUCCCUGUGAUUGUAACUGUGCAGUAUUCUUGACCUCAUUUUCAAUACAAAUGUGGUUCUUCUCAACAUGAUGCUCAGGCUUUAUUGAUGUUUAUGGUUCUGGAGAUGUUGAAUUAUGUGGCUGUGGGAUUCCUGAUGGUUCUGCUUCUCUCAAAAGAAUGUACAGCAAGUUUUUGGGGCAUUUUAAAUAAAGGGCAGCUGGCUCUUUAUAACUUCUUCAUUUGGAUACUCAUUGCGCACAGGUGUUGUACCAAAUUCCCUCAGGAGUGACAAAAUGCAGAAACUUCCAUGUUCUUUAAGAAUUUUCUACAAAAAGCAGUGGCAUGUGUGUUCUUCUCCCAUUCAAAUCAAUGGGCAACUCCAAUGACUGUAAAUGGAAAAUGGUUCAAACUCUCUUGUUAGAAGCUGUCUUGCUCUCCAGUGCAAAUGAACUGAUUUUGCAUGAGCAUUUGGCUCAAAUUGCAGCAUCAAGUAAAGGAAGAAGAUCGUGAGAGGGGCUGGGGACGCAAGAAAGAAUGCCAUCAGUUACAAAUAUGUGGAUUUUUUUCCCUCUUAAGACAAACCUACAUACUGAAAGCAAGCUUUUGAAUACUAAGUGACUAGCAGAAGUCUUGGUUUAACCAAGCCUUAUGCUUAAAUCAGAAAAGAUACUUAGAAGCCCUUUAGAGUUGGAAGUAUGGUACUUGAAUGGUUUUAGAGAAUUAUCUUUGUAAAUUUUCACCAACCUUGGUUUGUUUAAAUAUUCUAAGAAUGAUUUAUUGUUGUGAUAGUUAUCACUAGAUAGAGGAUGUGUUUAAAUAUAAUUUCAUAUUUAUAUUAGCUUAGUACUGUAAGUAUCUCCAUGUUGUAGGGAUUGAUAGACAUGGUAGGCAUUAAGUGAAGGUCUGUUUACUUACUGAAGGUAAAGAAUCAAAAGAUCCAGGAUUCUGCUUUCAAAAAUUAUGAUGAAAACAAGAAUGCUUAACGUGAUUUUCUGAGUUUACAGAUGACUUCUUGUUGCUCAAAGUAAUAGCAUUUAGAUGGGAGAUGAUUGUCUCUUCUCUUCACUGCUGUGUAACUAGCUGUGCCGUUGCAUAUUCUGCCUGUAGUGAGAAGAAAAACCUGUGUGACCCUUCUGCUGCCAUGAGGGCAUGAUUGGGCUGGCUUCAUGACUUUGUUGCUCACUUGGAGCUCUGGCAUUCUUCCUCUUGUAGACUACGGGGGGGGGGGGGGGGGGGGAGGAGUUCUGAUGAUGCAAUGAUAAUGAAGUGAUUGCUUAUCAGACCCCUGGGAUGGAAGGCUGGCUCUCUCAGUUGACCUUACAGCAUGCUCCUGUGGCUAACAUACAGCACCCUCAGCAGAUGACAGUUUGGCAUGUUGAGAAAGAGCUAUACACAUGCAUUGUGCCCACUCUUGCUUGUCCAGAAAGGUAGUUUGAAAGGUAAGUAUUCUGCAGAUAUCUUUAAAAUACUUUCUGUAGAUCCAUAAAACAGAUACAUUUUAGAGGUCGAAACAGUGAAUCUUUUUGUGUUUCUUAAAAAAUAUGUAAUGUCACUUCCGUUUAAGUUCGUCUACUGGACCUUAGUUUCUUCCCCUUGCACAGUACCCCUAAUACAGCAACAAAACCUGCUUCUUCAGCUUCUUGUGAGUGAUCAGAAACUAAAUGCAUGUUCAGUAUUUUCCGCAUGUGUAACAACUGUAAGUUUGGGGUGUUAUUGUACAUACCUGUCCAUGACGGUGUAUUAAACGAUGUACCUCUUCUGCAUUUUUAUGAGACUAAUAUAAGGGAUUAAGAAGUAGCAGCAUAGGGCUGGCAAAAUACUGGUUAGGUAGGGCAGGAAUCUGCAGUGGAGCACUAUGUUUGGGGUUAUGGGGUGAGACUGGAAGUAGGACACACGUUCCUAGAUUUUCUAAGCAGCAGAUGUGAUUUGCAUGGAAGGGUAGGAAGCAGGAUGUCUUGCUGAGGGCAGGAGGAGUUCAGGAGAAGAUGGGUUGAAUUUUUUUUGUUUCAGGUACAAAGAACAUUGUUUUGUGCAUAUAUGUUGUGGAUUUAGGUUUGGGUUUUUUUUUUUGUCCCCUUUAUGGUGCUAAGCAGAUUUGAAAGUGCAAAGAAAGCUUGUGCAAUGUGUGUGUUAUCCACCAAGGAUGAUUUAGAUGUUCUGUGUUUAUAUUGAGUUUGAUAGAUUCCCUACACCACUAAUUGCCAAAAAUCUCUUUUAAACUAUGUGGAAAUUUAUAAUGAUAUGGUUACAACGUGACUCAAUGUAGUUGGGAGCCUUAUGUAUUUAAGAAUGAGAUUAGUGAUAACUUCAUUCCUUGAAUGAACUACUAUAAUAUUACAUACCUCAAUUUAGUAUAGUGAGUUUGCUGCCAAGUUCAGUCGAUGAUUAACAAAGUUAACAUGAAAGCACGCUAACAAAGUAAUUGAGCAAUUAAGAGAUCUUGAUUUCUCUUCUUUUUGGAAUACCCUGCCGUGUUCCAGGUUGGCUAUUUUCUGCUGGGUUUCUUGUUUCAAAUGUUGUGUUUGCUUUAGUGUGGGAUUUGGUUUCUCUUUUGAUGAUGAAUCUUUAAUUUUUUGCCUUUAAUUAAUGGAAAAAAUAGAGAGGAGAUUCACAUUUGAAUUGCUGUAUAGCACAAGCUGCCUGGAUUCCAAAAAUACAUGGCAUGCACUCACAUAUUUUUGCAAUAAGAAGAAGUUUAAGGAGAACACUAUGUCUAAGGUAUUUCCAAGGCCUGGACUUAGCAGAGAAACAGCUUGAAAAAGCUUAUUACCAAAGAACUAGGUCAGCGUGGAAGUGAAUUGGAGUGUUCACAGAUACUUACAGCAUUACUAUACUUCGACCUCUGUAGUGAGAGUGAAACUUACAGAUUUAUGAACAUAAAUAUCUAUGCAUAUAUACAAAGUUGUACAUGGUAUCCUCAAUUUGGGAAACAGCCACAUUUUUCUACUCUUAGCACAAAAAAUGAGAAAUUGAGUGCUUACACUCACCGAGUAUCAGACCAGUAGUGUAGAAACUUAGGUAUUUAUUUAGCCAACUAUGAGCACCUAAAAAGAGUUUUCUUGAUUAUUUUCAAGCAUUUUUGACCUGGCACAAAUUAAUUUUCAGCAUUGCUAAACCAGAAAAUCACUGUGGUUUUUAAAUGUGUGCAGCCUUUUACCAGCUAUAGGGAUAGCAACCUGUCAAACUUGUCUGAAUUGUUUGUGGUCAGUGCUGUCUCUGAAUAAAACUUCUACCUUGUGUCUUUCCUCUGUAUUUCUUGUGCUAAGGAGAUGAAAACCAAACCUGUCAACUGAACCACUGAGAAGUUCAAGGAUAGGUAUUCUUGGAUUCUUUAUGGACUUUAUGAUAGAUUGGAAUUGCUCAAUGUGCAUUGUUGCAGCUUGUUUCAGGUGUUUGUGAGACACUGACAUUCUCCAUCAUCACUCAGGGUUUUCCAGUGCUUAGAGUAGUUAACAGAAAUUAAUUGAUGGGUAACUGGAGUUCAUUUGGCAAGUGUGUUUGUGCAUACUAACACAAAGACAUAAACUGUAUUAUUCCAGGAUGUAAACAAACGCUAAACAAAUGUGUUUGGUAUCCUAGUUGCUUGCAAUAGAUUUUUUUAAUAUAGCUUUAUAACCGAAGCUGCAUUUGUAUAAUGACUUCCGCUGAUAUGAACCUGAAGUCAACUUGUUUUCUGAUUCUGUAAAUGUAUGUAUGCUGAAUUGCUUGUUCUUUUGUAACCCUAUUGAAAUCAGAGCCUUAUUUAAGCAAAUGAGAGCACAAUUUAACCCUAGUCUGCAUUUUAAAUAUUUCACAUGCACCUAUAGUGUGAUCUUUGUCCUUUUUAAAAGUUAUGAUUUCAUUUAAAAAACAACAACGAUGAAAGAAAAACAACAACAAAAAGCCUUCCCCUGCACCUUUAGUUGGAUUUUUCAGAUGGAAAAAAAAAAGGCAUAGUUAAGGUAGAAAACUAGAAAGAGAGGCACCUUCUGUUCUUUUCAGAGAUGAGUCCUGCCUUGUGCGUGCUCUCCUGUGCAAAAAGCAGUCCCCUGCAAUGCUCUUUCCAUAUGGCUACGUAGUUUUCUAGGACCCAGUCAGACUCUCCUGUUUCGGAUGCUCGUAGGGCUGGUCAGAACAUGUCUUGGUCACGUGGAGGGGUUAUCUGCUUUGUGCCUGCUGGUAAAUGAUUCCCGUCUACUGGGUGAUUACUCCACAGUAGUUCACCAGGCACUUGACAGAGCAGGGAUGUCUGUUGCCUUGAUCCUUUUGUGUGCCCUGAAUCAGGCAUACUGCAACGCCUUAUGGUGCCCCAUGGGAUGGGCAGCUUUGCAGCUGAAGCAGUUGUGGUAAAUGUUCAUGAUCCCUCUAAGCAAGUACUAAGGUUGCAUCCAAAGCACUCUUCUCUGCAGCUGCUCGGUGCUGUAUCAAAAGAGCAUAAGUUAGAUGAAGCCAUCACUUAUUUUUUUUAUUUUACAGCAGAUGCCAAGAGCUACAUAAGCCCUUGAACUAUGUCAGAACUGGAGGGAGAACAAAGGUGCCCUGAGCUUGCCUUUCCCUCCUGCCCUUGUCUUCCCUGUGUCCAGAAACUGACCUUUGUGAGCCUUGGAGUCUGUGGGUCACUGCAGGGGUGUAUGCUCCACAUACAUGAAAACAUACAUAUUCUAAAAUACAAUAAAAAAUGCAGUUCUGUACUUCAGGAAGCAAGACUUCUGCAUUGCUUUGGUGUAAGUACUGUACUGUACAAGCUUAGAAAAGAGAAGUAUUAGUCUUUUGGGUGGCCCCACCCUCCACUCUCUGAAGGAAAAUGGAAAUAUUUCUCUCUCAAACCCAAAGGUUAGAUGUAGAACACAUGAUUUGAGGAAGCUCGAAAUUGAACCAAUUUUAAACUUACAAUUUUUAUUCACUUGAAACUGGGUCAAUUUCAAAUCAAUCUUUCGGAAAGAUUAAAUACACUUA